CAUGUGCCCUGGCUGGGAAUUGAACCUGCAACCCUUUGGUUUGCAGGCCAGCACUCAAUCCACUGAGCCACACCAGCCAGAGCUAAAUUUUUAAGAAUAUUUCAAUUCCUCAUGCUACAUUGCUGGUAGCUUGAAAUAGGUCAUGGUGGGUAUAUUUAGGUAAACUGCUGACUUACCAGGACAUGACUUCUCAAGAACCAUGGAGCAUAGUCCUUGAAAAGAGCAAGUAUUCAACAACUUUUCAAAUGAUACAGGACAAAUUGCAAGUGUGCCCAUGUGUAGGUCAAGCCAGUCCAGCCAAUGUGGAAGGCGUGUACAUUGGGAACACUUAUUUUGAAGUGGUGACCUAAAAGCAAAAGAUACCUUGAAGUGAAAAGUCUUGACUUCUUAUCUAGGAUGUCCAAGACACCCAAGGGAUUCUCUGGGGGAAUGAAAUGCUAUCUGUUUCCUGGAAAUACUUAUAUCACAAGGUCAGAGGAAACUGACCUGUCUAGGUGGUGAGUUGGAGGACUGAGCAGGCAUAGCUUGGAAGCAGGGAUUGGGGGAUUGCCUGCCUGUAUCACACCUCUGUGUUGAGAGAGAAAAAUAAGAGAGGUUGCUAUAUUUUUAAAAAAGACAUGAUGUUUUGUGUUUAUCUUAAAUUUAUUGUGUUUUGUUUGCCCAAGUCUGAUUUUUCUCUCAGCAAAUGUUUGCCCACUGCCACCCAAGAUUCCACUCUCAGAGAGUUGGUAAUCUUGCAGGGGAAGGAAUGCCUGCAGAGGUCAGAAAUAUGAAGUUCUCCUAAGGAGGUUGAAUUUAUUACCUCUUUUUACAUUGAAAGUACAAAUACAAAUUGAGUAAUGAGCCAAAUGACUGAAAUGAGAACCUACAUUCAGAGGUUCCUGUCUGUGUCUCUGCAACCACCUCAGGACUCACGCAUUUGGUUUCUCUGAGCCUGACCUUCUUUGCUUGCAGCGUCUCUUCAGUCAGAGUGGAGAACCGCAGUUGUGGCAGAGCUCAGUGCAUUGCUGCUCCUGGGUGCUCCUCAUCUUGGAUUGAAAAUUGAGUGCAGCAUGUUUUGCCUAUGGAAACUCAUCCUAAUGCCAGGAUUACUGGGUUAUUUCUUGGGUCUGAAUGACUUGAUUGUUUCCUCCCUUGAGCUAAUAGUCCACGUGGGUGAUUCAGUCCUGAUGGGAUGUGUUUUCCACAGCACAGAAGAGAAACGUAUAACCAAGGUAGACUGGAUAUUCUCAUCAGAGGAGCAUGCCAAGGAUGAUUAUGUGCUGUACUAUUAUGCAAACCUCAGUGUGCCUGUGGGACGCUUCCAGAAUCGUGUGCGCUUAGUGGGGGACAUCUCACACAAUGACGGUUCUCUCCUGCUCCAAAAUGUGGAAGAGGCUGACCAGGGAAUCUAUACCUGUGAAAUUCGCCUUGAAAUGGAGAGCCAUGUGUUCAAAACACCAGUGGUACUGCAUGUACUACCAGAGGAGCCCAAAGAGCUCACAGUCCAUGUGGGUGAUUCAGCCCUAAUGGAAUGUGUUUUCCAGAGCACAGAAGAGAAUCUCAUGACCAAGGUAGACUGGAUGUUCUCACCAGAGGAGCACACCAAGGAGGAGAUUAUGUUGCGUUAUUACACCAAAAAAUUACCUAGUGGGUACCACCAGUAUGGGGGCCGCUUCCAGAACCGUGUAAACCUGGUGGGGAACACUGCCCGCAAUGAUGGCUCCAUCAAGCUCCAAGGAGUGAAGGAAUCUGACAGAGGAAGCUACACCUGCAGUAUUCACCUGGGGAACCUGACAUUCAGAAAAACCAUUGUGCUACAUGUGAUUCAGAAAGAGCCCCAAACAUUGGUGACUCCAGUAGCUUCCAGACCUGAGAUCCUGGGUGGUAAUCAGCUGGUAACCAUUGUGGGGAUCGUUUGUGUCACUAUCCUGCUGCUUCCUGUUCUGAUAUUGAUUGUGAAGAGGACCUAUGGGAAUAAGAGCUCAAUAACUUCCACAACCCUGGUAAAAAGUCUGGAAAACACAAAGAAGGUUCAUGCAGAGGUAAGAGAAGAACUCUGCCAUUUUGCUGCUGUGGCCAAGGAGGGUGAGAACCAUGUUUAUUCCUCAAUAACUACACGGGAGGUGAUAGAGGAAGAAGAACCAAGUGAGAAAUCAGAGGCCACCUACAUGACAAUGCACCCAGUUUGGCCUUCUCUGAGGUCAGGACCGAAUAACCCACUUGACAAAAAGUCAGCUGGGGAAAUGCCAAAACCAGAGUAAGCCUUUUAAGAAGAAAUGAGAGUUCCCUUCACCUUUAGGAGUGGCAGAGACCCUCCUCUGUGUGUCCUGAGUCGCUGCACCAGUUGUUACAGACCCCCCACCCUCCAGUUGUCCUCCUGCCUCAUCUGUUGGUCAAGGGCUGAAGAUGGAAGGCUCAUAGCCUGGCAGAAAGAUGGGGCAACUCUGCAAGAAUAGGCCUCAAUGAGAGGAGCAUGGACUUGACGCCUCUGCAGUGGGACACUGGCUCUGGGGACCCUGGCUGAGCUGCCAUAGCAGUGUCAAGCAUGCUAUCUGAUCAGACCCUCAGCUUGAAUGGUGUUCUUUGUGGAUGAGUUACUGGAAAGAAUCACAGAAAUAAAAACCAACCUAAAUGAUUCCUUUGGCACAUUAUCCCUGAAUAAAUGUGGUUUAUGGAAA
Molecule: messenger RNA, 2660 nt
Organism: Phyllostomus hastatus (greater spear-nosed bat)
Lineage: Eukaryota; Metazoa; Chordata; Mammalia; Chiroptera; Phyllostomidae
Gene: JAML
Product: junction adhesion molecule like
Exons: 10
Coding region: 1053-2243 (396 amino acids)
Biological process (GO): neutrophil chemotaxis; monocyte extravasation; heterophilic cell-cell adhesion
Cellular component (GO): membrane
Molecular function (GO): cell adhesion molecule binding
Source: RefSeq, a predicted model, not a curated record